Molecule: messenger RNA, 1139 nt
Organism: Camelina sativa (false flax)
Lineage: Eukaryota; Viridiplantae; Streptophyta; Magnoliopsida; Brassicales; Brassicaceae
Product: phytolongin Phyl2.2
Cellular component (GO): membrane
Source: RefSeq, a predicted model, not a curated record
UGUAUCUCUUAUAUCUAUCUUUUUUAGUUUCGUCUUCUCCAAUAAUGGAUCACACCAUUUCUGUUAUAUUCCGGAAACCCUAGAAAGAGACCAUUGAAACAGAUCAGAUUCGGGACGAGAAAGGGGAAAGAGAUAUAUCAGAGAAAGAAGAAUCAUCUCCUCUCUCUCUCUCUGAUCAGCAUUUCCCAAAAUGAAAUAAAACCUAAACGAUCUCUGUUUUUUUUUUUUUUUGAAUCUCCAUUGAUUUUGUAUUUAUAUACAAAAAAAAAGGAAAAGGAUGAUUACGAAUCCGAGUUUAUUGUCAUACACUUGCAUUGCGAAAGGAACCAUAGUCCUCGCCGAGUUCAUCUCAAAAGAAGAGCCAGGAAUCGAAGCCGUAGCAUUACGAUGCAUCGAGAACACGCCUCCGCAUCAUUCGAUGUUCUCACACACUGUUCGCAAGAAGACGUACACGUUCGCGAUCGACGACGAUUCCUUUGUUUAUUUCGCGAUUCUCGACGAAACUAUGGAGAAAUCCGAAUCAUUCUGGGUUUUGAAUCGUUUGAGAUCGGUUAUGGAGGAUCUGAUUAGACUCGGUGGAUCCGAUGCGGAGACGGUUGUUAAUAACCCGGUUUCGCUUUGUCUUCAAUCGAAGCUGGAUCCAGUAUUCGCGGAGAUCGUUGGUGGUGGAUUUGGUUGUGUUGAUGUUGAUUUGGAAUUGGAUAUGGAUUUGGUUGGAUCGCCGAGGAGCGUAGCGAGAGAGAGUCGUAAUCCGAGUAUUGAUUCGUCUAAAGGGAGAAGAGCUGCUUUGAUGCCGCUUUUGGGGAAACCGUUGAAGGCGUUGAAGAAGAAGAAGAGGUUGUUGCAUAAUCAUAACGAAGCGAAAGGAGGGGAAGAUGAUUCUUGCGGUUCGAUGGAGGAGAUAUCUGAGAAGAAGGUUGAUUUAUGUGGGAAUGGUAACAAUGGAGUCUUACGCAAGGAAGUGAGAAAUGGUUUGUUUAGUGAUCAUCAUCAUAGACAAAAGGCUAAACAGAUUUGGAAGAAACAUGUUUGGGUUGUGUUGAUGUUUGAUUUCUGCAUCUGUGCUAUAUUGUUUGGAAUCUGGCUUUGGAUUUGUGAAGGGUUUCAAUGCAUUCAAGGGUAACAAAAAAGUAUCAUCA